AUGUUGCGGGACAGGCCGCCAUUGCGCGUCGCGCAGCACAAGGCAGAGCUCAUGAAUGUCAUGAAGAGGUUCAACACAGAUCCGACUCUGCCGCGCGAUUGGCAAAUGGCCAAGGUGGAUUCAGCCGACACUUCGAAAAGAUAUGACACUUUCGAUCCAUGCGAUGGCUGGGUUGUUGUUGACGACUUGCUGGCAAAUUGGACUGGUGACAAUCAGUGGAAAGGCUACCAGGACAUGCGCGAUGUGCUUAUCAAGGGCAACCCUCACAGCUCAGACGUGUAUUGGGUGUUGCUGAACUGCUGCGAGAUGAUCGACAACCAUGGCAUGCAGAAGGGCAGGCUCCAGAUGAAAUGC
Prorocentrum cordatum is the source of this 354-nucleotide messenger RNA. The record is from the annotation of a GenBank genome assembly. Lineage: Eukaryota; Dinophyceae; Prorocentrales; Prorocentraceae.